UCAUCUACUCUGACUUGACCCUGUAAAGAAAGAAAGAAAGAGAGAGAGAAAGAGCAAAGCAAGACAGCGUAUAAAAACGUUGAGCUAAUCAACUAAAGAGAGGGACCAGCCCGCCAUUAAUGCAAGUCACCCCCACCUUCUCAUCCCUCUGCCUCUGCCUCUGCCUCUGCCUCUCUCUUAUAUGUACACCAGUCAAAGCCACGUUUUAGCUUGAAACUUCCUUCAAGCUCUCUCUCUAAAAGCUUCUCAGCCACCAAACUUAGUUUUGAAACCAUCUCUGUCUCUGUAAAAAGUGGCAAAGGCUUCACUUAAAAGAGGAAGGAAAAUCAAAAGGGUAGUUAGUUUUCAUGGGGGUUUGCUUGAGUGCUCGGAUUAAAGCUGAGAGCCCAUGUACCACAGGGGCAAAUUCAAAAUAUGUUAGCACGGAUGGGAAUGAUUUUAGCAGUACGAGUAGCAAGGUCUCAUCAUUUUCAGUGCCUCAGACUCCUCGGAGUGAGGGUGAGAUCUUGCAGGCGACCAAUGUGAAGAGCUUUAGUUUUGCCGAACUCAAAACGUCCACCAGGAAUUUCCGUCCUGAUAGUGUGUUAGGGGAAGGUGGUUUUGGUUCAGUUUUUAAGGGAUGGAUUGAUGAGAAUACAUUUGCUGCAGCCAAGCCUGGGACUGGCAUUAUUAUAGCUGUGAAAAGGCUUAAUCAAGAAAGUUUCCAAGGUCAUAAGGAGUGGUUGGCAGAAGUGAAUUAUCUGGGACAGCUUUCUCAUCCUCAUCUUGUGAAGUUGAUUGGAUAUUGCUUGGAAGAUGAACACCGACUACUGGUGUAUGAGUUCAUGCCUCGAGGCAGCUUGGAAAAUCAUUUAUUCAGGAGAGGUUCUUAUUUCCAACCUCUUUCUUGGAGCCUCCGCUUGAAAGUGGCUCUCGGUGCUGCAAAGGGGCUUGCUUUUCUGCAUAGUGCUGAAACAAAAGUGAUAUAUCGAGAUUUCAAGACUUCUAAUAUUCUUCUUGAUUCGAGCUACAAUGCAAAGCUUUCUGAUUUUGGGUUGGCCAAGGAUGGACCGACAGGUGAUAAAAGUCAUGUCUCUACCAGGGUUAUGGGGACCUACGGAUAUGCUGCUCCAGAGUAUUUAGCCACAGGUCAUCUUACUACAAGAAGUGAUGUAUAUAGUUAUGGGGUUGUCCUAUUAGAAAUGUUGUCUGGCCGGAGAGCAGUUGAUAAGAAUCGACCAUCUGGAGAGCACAAUCUGGUGGAAUGGGCUAAACCCUAUCUGGCAAACAAACGUAAGAUCUUCAGAAUCCUUGACAACCGUCUUGAAGGCCAAUAUACAAUGGAUGGAGCCUAUAAGGCAGCAACCCUUGCAUUACGAUGCUUAUCCAUGGAAGCCAAGUUCAGGCCGACCAUGGAUGAGGUUGUAACAGCAUUGGAGCAGCUACAGGAAUCAAACGACACUAGAGUUCCUCAGAGCAAUUUGAGUAAUGGAGCCAGGGUUCGAAGACGAAGUGCAGAUGAUGCUCAUAGGGGAAGGAUACCAGCUGCUUACCCUCGGCCCUCUGCUUCCCCUCUUUAUGCUUGAAAAUGGAAUAGCAGAAUUUAACAACAGCUGCUUCUCAUUCUACUAAAAAUACCAUUGCAAGGUGGUUUGGUGUCAAUCUAUGAUCUUGACUAAAAAUACCUUUGCGAUGUGGUUUGGUGUCAAUCUAAAAAUCUUGAGCACAUACGUAUAUUUGUCCAAUAACUGUACAGUUCAUAUUUUGGCUAAUGCAUUCUAAAAUUCAGCUUUCUGUUGAGGAUGUCCUGAUGAGCUUGUAUCAUGAAAGAAUGUCACAAUAUUGUUUGUCUUUACACAUAUGUUUGUAACAUUUGGAAACAGCUUGGAAAAUAGGGAUGCAUGUGCUGUUGCAUGA
This is a messenger RNA of Quercus robur (English oak), 1896 nucleotides long. RefSeq names its product probable serine/threonine-protein kinase PBL10. The record is from RefSeq and is a predicted model, not a curated record. Gene Ontology annotation, molecular function: protein kinase activity; ATP binding. Lineage: Eukaryota; Viridiplantae; Streptophyta; Magnoliopsida; Fagales; Fagaceae. The transcript is spliced from 7 exons. The coding region runs from base 348 to 1565 and encodes 405 amino acids. Gene Ontology annotation, biological process: protein phosphorylation.